Triplophysa dalaica is the source of this 14176-nucleotide messenger RNA. It is a transcript of the gene adgrf6, whose product is annotated as adhesion G protein-coupled receptor F6. Gene Ontology annotation, molecular function: calcium ion binding; G protein-coupled receptor activity. Gene Ontology annotation, cellular component: membrane. Gene Ontology annotation, biological process: G protein-coupled receptor signaling pathway; cell surface receptor signaling pathway. The record is from RefSeq and is a predicted model, not a curated record. Lineage: Eukaryota; Metazoa; Chordata; Actinopteri; Cypriniformes; Nemacheilidae. The coding region runs from base 128 to 13855 and encodes 4575 amino acids. The transcript has 90 exons.
ACAAUCUAGUCCGCAAAGUAAUGGUUUCACUUAAAGGCUGCUGCAAAGCAAGACGUAAACAAGGUUUAUACAGUACAUUGUGUAUUAUGCUGAAGGAUUCAAGUUUUGAGUUGCGUACUUAAGAAGCAUGGCCAAUAAAGGAGCAAUGUUAAAGUAUGUUUUAGGAUUUACAAUGGCUGUCCUGCUUGCGGACGUAUGUGCUGUGGAAACACUUGAUUUCUCAGACGCAGGCAUAGCAUUGCAGUUUAACUACCCAGAUGAGCCACUGCAUCAUAGAAAAAAACGGGAUGCAGAGCUAAUGGAGUAUAUUGUGAUUGUGGAAGUGAAUGUAUCCCAGGCUGUAGUUAUUGAGCUAAUAAAAUCAUCUUUGGCCUCCAUCAUAUUUCCUCUUCAACUGGACAAUGGUACAGAAAUUACAGAGGUGAACGUAACAACAGUGUGCCAACCAAAUGCGACCGAAUACCAGUGCAAAUGUGAAGAUGGUUAUGCAUGGUCAUACGACAACUGCAAGGCAUAUGAGUCCUGUGAUGACAUCCGCUUGGCCCCAUGUGGAUGUAUCAAUGGCAUCCCGGCAGAUGGAGAGAUGUGUUUGUUACAGAAUGAGCUUCCAAAAACCGACUUCUUGUUAGAAAUUGAAUUGGAAGCAUCAAUCAUCUCUAUGAUCAGUGACAUAAGAAGAGUUCUGGGAAACUUCACCUUUCCGCUCCAGUUAAAUGACCUUGUAGAAGUUUUAGAUCUGGAUAUCACAACAGUGUGCGACUUCAAUGCCACUGGUUACCAGUGUAAAUGUGAGGAUCAGUAUUUCUGGCCUUGUGAUAUGUGUACAGAACAUGGGAGCUGUAGCGACACCAAUGACACAUGCAGCUGCGUCAGUACUUUAAUCGAUGGACAAUUCUGUCAGCCAAUCAGCGAGAUGACAGAAGAAAUCCGAUGUAUGCAACAACCAGCAGCACAACCUUCAGACUACAUGAUUGACGUUGAUGUGGGAUUCUUUGACUUUUUUCUGGUGAACUACUUGCGGAAUCUCACGACAAAUAUUGGCUUACCUCUCACUCUGAGCAACAACAUGAAUGUCACAGAGAUCGACAUGACUACUGUGUGUGGAUUAAAUGGAACAGAAUAUGUGUGCAAGUGUGAGGAUCAUCAUGUCUGGUCCAGUGACACCUGUGCGGUCCAUCAGGUGUGUGAUGACAUUGUGGGAGGAACUUGUGGAUGUAUUCAAGGUCUCCCUUCAGAGGGUCAGCUUUGCCAGAGAGACAUGAAUGAAUGUGAAGAUGCAGAAUCAGUGUGUGGUCCAAACUCAUAUUGCAGUAACAUCAUUGGGAGUCACAUGUGUUCAUGCCGGAGUGGAUUUGCUGCCUUGAAUAGAAACAGUCCUGUGAGCCUCAACAACCCAUGUGUCUUGAUCCUUCCUUUAACUGAAUAUCAGAUUGAAAUUCAGAUAAAUACCAUGAAUACAGCCAUCAGUGAUCAGCUGAGGACACUUCUGAUGUCUUUCAGUUUACCCUACACUAUCAAUGACCGCACAAACAUUACAGAUAUCAGCAUGACUACAGUCUGUUCUUUGAAUGAAAAGGAAUAUCAGUGUAAAUGUGAGGGUCUGUUUGUUUGGCCAAAUGACACAUGUCAUUCAUAUGAGACCUGUGAUAACAUCACUGAUGGUUCGUGUACAUGUAUCAAUGCUCUUCCAAGCAAUGGACCGUUCUGUCAGUUGAAGAAAGGACCGAUUUCAAUCUACAUGAUCGAUGUUGAUGUGAGAUUCUUUGAUUCUCUCCUUGUGAACGACUUACGAAAUCUGAUCACAAAUAUCAACCUUCCUCUCACUCUAAACAACAAGAUAAAUGUCACAGAUAUCGACAUGACAACUGUGUGUGGAUUAAAUGGAACAGAAUAUUUGUGCAAGUGUGAGGAUCAUCAUGUCUGGUCCAGUGACACCUGUGCGGUCCAUCAGGUGUGUGAUGACAUUGUGGGAGGAACUUGUGGAUGUAUUCAAGGUCUCCCUUCAGAGGGUCAGCUUUGCCAGAGAGACAAGAAUGAAUGUGAAGAUGCAGAAUCAGUGUGUGGUCCAAACUCAUAUUGCAGUAACAUCAUUGGGAGUCACAUGUGUUCAUGCUGGAGUGGAUUUGCUGCCUUGAAUAGAAACAGUCCUGUGAGCCUCAACAACCCAUGUGUCUUGAUUCUUCCUUUAACUGAAUAUCAGAUUGAAAUUCAGAUAAAUACCAUGAAUACAGCCAUCAGUGAUCAGCUGAGGACACUUCUGAUGUCUUUCAGUUUACCCUACACUAUCAAUGACCGCACAAACAUUACAGAAAUCAGCAUGACUACAGUCUGUUCUUUGAAUGAAAAGGAAUAUCAGUGUAAAUGUGAGGGUCUGUUUGUUUGGCCAAAUGACACGUGUCAUUCAUAUGAGACCUGUGAUAACAUCACUGAUGGUGCGUGUACAUGUAUCAAUGCUCUUCCAAGCAAUGGACCGUUCUGUCAGUUGAAGAAAGGACCGAUUUCAAUCUACAUGAUCGAUGUUGAUGUGAGAUUCUUUGAUUCGCUCCUUGUGAACGAUUUACGAAAUCUGAUCACAAAUAUCAACCUUCCUCUCACUCUAAACAACAAGAUAAAUGUCACAGAUAUCGACAUGACAACUGUGUGUGGAUUAAAUGGAACAGAAUAUUUGUGCAAGUGUGAGGAUCAUCAUGUCUGGUCCAGUGACACCUGUGAGGUCCAUCAGGUGUGUGAUGACAUUGUGGGAGGAACUUGUGGAUGUAUUCAAGGUCUCCCUUCAGGGGGUCAGCUUUGCCAGAGAGACAUGAAUGAAUGUGAAGAUGCAGAAUCAGUGUGUGGUCCAAACUCAUAUUGCAGUAACAUCAUUGGGAGUCACAUGUGUUCAUGCCGGAGUGGAUUUGCUGCCUUGAAUAGAAACAGUCCUGUGAGCCUCAACAACCCAUGUGUCUUGAUCCUUCCUUUAACUGAAUAUCAGAUUGAAAUUCAGAUAAAUACCAUGAAUACAGCCAUCAGUGAUCAGCUGAGGACACUUCUGAUGUCUUUCAGUUUACCCUACACUAUCAAUGACCGCACAAACAUUACAGAAAUCAGCAUGACUACAGUCUGUUCUUUGAAUGAAAUGGAAUAUCAGUGUAAAUGUGAGGGUCUGUUUGUUUGGCCAAAUGACACGUGUCAUUCAUAUGAGACCUGUGAUAACAUCACUGAUGGUGCGUGUACAUGUAUCAAUGCUCUUCCAAGCAAUGGACCGUUCUGUCAGUUGAAGAAAGGACCGAUUUCAAUCUACAUGAUCGAUGUUGAUGUGAGAUUCUUUGAUUCGCUCCUUGUGAACGACUUACGAAAUCUGAUCACAAAUAUCAACCUUCCUCUCACUCUAAACAGCAACAUAAAUGUCACAGAUAUCGACAUGACAACUGUGUGUGGAUUAAUGGGAACAGAAUAUUUGUGCAAGUGUGAGGAUCAUCAUGUCUGGUCCAGUGACACCUGUGAGGUCCAUCAGGUGUGUGAUGACAUUGUGGGAGGAACUUGUGGAUGUAUUCAAGGUCUCCCUUCAGGGGGUCAGCUUUGCCAGAGAGACAUGAAUGAAUGUGAAGAUGCAGAAUCAGUGUGUGGUCCAAACUCAUAUUGCAGUAACAUCAUUGGGAGUCACAUGUGUUCAUGCCGGAGUGGAUUUGCUGCCUUGAAUAGAAACAGUCCUGUGAGCCUCAACAACCCAUGUGUCUUGAUUCUUCCUUUAACUGAAUAUCAGAUUGAAAUUCAGAUAAAUACCAUGAAUACAGCCAUCAGUGAUCAGCUGAGGACACUUCUGAUGUCUUUCAGUUUACCCUACACUAUCAAUGACCGCACAAACAUUACAGAAAUCAGCAUGACUACAGUCUGUUCUUUGAAUGAAAAGGAAUAUCAGUGUAAAUGUGAGGGUCUGUUUGUUUGGCCAAACGACACGUGUCAUUCAUAUGAGACCUGUGAUAACAUCACUGAUGGUGCGUGUACAUGUAUCAAUGCUCUUCCAAGCAAUGGACCGUUCUGUCAGUUGAAGAAAGGACCGAUUUCAAUCUACAUGAUCGAUGUUGAUGUGAGAUUCUUUGAUUCGCUCCUUGUGAACGAUUUACGAAAUCUGAUCACAAAUAUCAACCUUCCUCUCACUCUAAACAACAAGAUAAAUGUCACAGAUAUCGACAUGACAACUGUGUGUGGAUUAAAUGGAACAGAAUAUUUGUGCAAGUGUGAGGAUCAUCAUGUCUGGUCCAAUGACACCUGUGAGGUCCAUCAGGUGUGUGAUGACAUUGUGGGAGGAACUUGUGGAUGUAUUCAAGGUCUCCCUUCAGGGGGUCAGCUUUGCCAGAGAGACAUGAAUGAAUGUGAAGAUACAGAAUCAGUGUGUGGUCCAAACUCAUAUUGCAGUAACAUCAUUGGGAGUCACAUGUGUUCAUGCUGGAGUGGAUUUGCUGCCUUGAAUAGAAACAGUCCUGUGAGCCUCAACAACCCAUGUGUCUUGAUUCUUCCUUUAACUGAAUAUCAGAUUGAAAUUCAGAUAAAUACCAUGAAUACAGCCAUCAGUGAUCAGCUGAGGACACUUCUGAUGUCUUUCAGUUUACCCUACACUAUCAAUGACCGCACAAACAUUACAGAAAUCAGCAUGACUACAGUCUGUUCUUUGAAUGAAAUGGAAUAUCAGUGUAAAUGUGAGGGUCUGUUUGUUUGGCCAAAUGACACGUGUCAUUCAUAUGAGACCUGUGAUAACAUCACUGAUGGUGCGUGUACAUGUAUCAAUGCUCUUCCAAGCAAUGGACCGUUCUGUCAGUUGAAGAAAGGACCGAUUUCAAUCUACAUGAUCGAUGUUGAUGUGAGAUUCUUUGAUUCGCUCCUUGUGAACGAUUUACGAAAUCUGAUCACAAAUAUCAACCUUCCUCUCACUCUAAACAGCAACAUAAAUGUCACAGAUAUCGACAUGACAACUGUGUGUGGAUUAAAUGGAACAGAAUAUUUGUGCAAGUGUGAGGAUCAUCAUGUCUGGUCCAAUGACACCUGUGAGGUCCAUCAGGUGUGUGAUGACAUUGUGGGAGGAACUUGUGGAUGUAUUCAAGGUCUCCCUUCAGGGGGUCAGCUUUGCCAGAGAGACAUGAAUGAAUGUGAAGAUACAGAAUCAGUGUGUGGUCCAAACUCAUAUUGCAGUAACAUCAUUGGGAGUCACAUGUGUUCAUGCUGGAGUGGAUUUGCUGCCUUGAAUAGAAACAGUCCUGUGAGCCUCAACAACCCAUGUGUCUUGAUUCUUCCUUUAACUGAAUAUCAGAUUGAAAUUCAGAUAAAUACCAUGAAUACAGCCAUCAGUGAUCAGCUGAGGACACUUCUGAUGUCUUUCAGUUUACCCUACACUAUCAAUGACCGCACAAACAUUACAGAUAUCAGCAUGACUACAGUCUGUUCUUUGAAUGAAAUGGAAUAUCAAUGUAAAUGUGAGGGUCUGUUUGUUUGGCCAAAUGACACGUGUCAUUCAUAUGAGACCUGUGAUAACAUCACUGAUGGUGCGUGUACAUGUAUCAAUGCUCUUCCAAGCAAUGGACCGUUCUGUCAGUUGAAGAAAGGACCGAUUUCAAUCUACAUGAUCGAUGUUGAUGUGAGAUUCUUUGAUUCGCUCCUUGAGAACGAUUUACGAAAUCUGAUCACAAAUAUCAACCUUCCUCUCACUCUAAACAACAAGAUAAAUGUCACAGAUAUCGACAUGACAACUGUGUGUGGAUUAAAUGGAACAGAAUAUUUGUGCAAGUGUGAGGAUCAUCAUGUCUGGUCCAAUGACACCUGUGAGGUCCAUCAGGUGUGUGAUGACAUUGUGGGAGGAACUUGUGGAUGUAUUCAAGGUCUCCCUUCAGGGGGUCAGCUUUGCCAGAGAGACAAGAAUGAAUGUGAAGAUACAGAAUCAGUGUGUGGUCCAAACUCAUAUUGCAGUAACAUCAUUGGGAGUCACAUGUGUUCAUGCUGGAGUGGAUUUGCUGCCUUGAACAGAAACAGUCCUGUGAGCCUCAACAACCCAUGUGUCUUGAUUCUUCCUUUAACUAAAUAUCAGAUUGAAAUUCAGAUAAAUACCAUGAAUACAGCCAUCAGUGAUCAGCUGAGGACACUUCUGAUGUCUUUCAGUUUACCCUACACUAUCAAUGACCGCACAAACAUUACAGAUAUCAGCAUGACUACAGUCUGUUCUUUGAAUGAAAUGGAAUAUCAGUGUAAAUGUGAGGGUCUGUUUGUUUGGCCAAACGACACGUGUCAUUCAUAUGAGACCUGUGAUAACAUCACUGAUGGUUCGUGUACAUGUAUCAAUGCUCUUCCAAGCAAUGGACCGUUCUGUCAGUUGAAGAAAGGACCGAUUUCAAUCUACAUGAUCGAUGUUGAUGUGAGAUUCUUUGAUUCGCUCCUUGUGAACGAUUUACGAAAUCUGAUCACGAAUAUCAACCUUCCUCUCACUCUAAACAGCAACAUAAAUGUCACAAAUAUCGACAUGACAACUGUGUGUGGAUUAAAUGGAACAGAAUAUUUGUGCAAGUGUGAGGAUCAUCAUGUCUGGUCCAAUGACACCUGUGAGGUCCAUCCGGUGUGUGAUGACAUUGUGGGAGGAACUUGUGGAUGUAUUCAAGGUCUCCCUUCAGUGGGUCAGCUUUGCCAGAGAGACAUGAAUGAAUGUGAAGAUACAGAAUCAGUGUGUGGUCCAAACUCAAACUGUUAUAACAUCAUUGGGAGUCACAUGUGUUCAUGCCGGAGUGGAUUUGCUGCCUUGAAUAGAAACAGUCCUGUGAGCCUCAACAACUCGUGUGUGGAUGUUGAUGAAUGUGUUGAGACACCUGAGAUCUGUGGUCGAAACUCAAUCUGUAACAACACUGAUGGGAGUUACAAUUGCUGGUGUAUGAGUGGAUAUGUUAUAACAGACACAAACCUCCCUAUAAACAACAGUAACACAUGCAGAGAUGUGAAUGAAUGUGUGGAGACACCUGAGAUCUGUGGUCCAAACUCAAUCUGCAACAACACUGAUGGGAGUUACAAUUGCUGGUGUAUAAGUGGAUAUGAUGUAACAGACCCAAACCUCCCUAUAAACAACAGUAACCCAUGCAGAGAUGUGAAUGAAUGUGUGGAGACACCUGAGAUCUGUGGUCCAAACUCAAUCUGUAACAACACUGAUGGGAGUUACAAUUGCUUGUGCAUGAGUGGAUAUAAUGUUACAAAUCCAAACCUCCAUAUAAACAACAGUAACCCAUGCAGAGAUGUUGAUGAAUGUGUGGAGACACCUGAGAUCUGUGGUCCAAACUCAAUCUGUAACAACACUGAUGGGAGUCACAAUUGCUGGUGUAUGAGUGGAUAUGUUAUAACAGACCCAAACCUCCAUAUAAACAACAGUAACCCAUGUAGAGAUGUGAACGAAUGUGUGGAGACACCUGAGAUCUGUGGUCCAAACUCAAUCUGCAACAACACUGAUGGGAGUUACAAUUGCUCGUGUGCGAGUGGAUUUAAUGUUACAAACCCAAACCUCCCUAUAAACAGCAGUAACCCAUGCAUAGAUAUUUAUGAAUGUUUUGACCCACCAUCAGUGUGUGGACCGAACGCUCACUGUCACGAUUACAAUGGAAGCUUCUCGUGCUCUUGUCUGAAGGGAUAUGAUGUCGAUGGAAGUCCAGUUAGUAAAACUAACAUGUGCACUGACGUGGAUGAAUGUGUUGAGACACCUCAGAUCUGUGGUCCAAACUCAAUCUGUAACAACACUGAUGGGAGUCACAAUUGCUGGUGUAUGAGUGGAUAUAAUGUUACAAACCCAAACCUCCAUAUAAACAGCGGAAACCCAUGCAGAGAUGUGAAUGAAUGUGUUGAGACACCUGAGAUCUGUGGUCCAAACUCAAUCUGUAACAACACUGAUGGGAGUUACAAUUGCUGGUGUAUGAGUGGAUAUGUUAUAACAGACCCAAACCUCCCUAUAAACAACAGUAACACAUGCAGAGAUGUGAAUGAAUGUGUGGAGACACCUGAGAUCUGUGGUCCAAACUCAAUCUGCAACAACACUGAUGGGAGUUACAAUUGCUCGUGUAUGAGUGGAUAUAAUGUAACAGACCCAAACCUCCCUAUUAACAACAGUAACCCAUGUAGAGAUGUGAAUGAAUGUGUUGAGACACCUGAGAUCUGUGGUCCAAACUCAAUCUGUAACAACACUGAUGGGAGUUACAAUUGCUGGUGUAUGAGUGGAUAUGUUAUAACAGACCCAAACCUCCCUAUAAACAACAGUAACACAUGCAGAGAUGUGAAUGAAUGUGUGGAGACACCUGAGAUCUGUGGUCCAAACUCAAUCUGUAACAACACUGAUGGGAGUUACAAUUGCUGGUGUAGAAGUGGAUAUGAUGUAACAGACCCAAACCUCCCUAUAAACAACAGUAACCCAUGUAGAGAUGUGAAUGAAUGUGUGGAGACACCUGAGAUCUGUGGUCCAAACUCAAUCUGUAACAACACUGAUGGGAGUUACAAUUGCUUGUGCAUGAGUGGAUAUAAUGUUACAAAUCCAAACCUCCAUAUAAACAACAGUAACACAUGCAGAGAUGUGAAUGAAUGUGUGGAGACACCUGAGAUCUGUGGUCCAAACUCAAUCUGCAACAACACUGAUGGGAGUUACAAUUGCUCGUGUGUGAGUGGAUAUGAUGUAACAGACACAAACCUCCCUAUAAACAACAGUAACACAUGCAGAGAUGUGGAUGAAUGUGUGGAGACACCUGAGAUCUGUGGUCUAAACUCAAUCUGUAACAACACUGAUGGGAGUUACAAUUGCUGGUGUAUGAGUGGAUAUAAUGUAACAGACCCAAACCUCCCUAUAAACAACAGUAACCCAUGCAGAGAUGUGAAUGAAUGUGUGGAGACACCUGAGAUCUGUGGUCCAAACUCAAUCUGCAACAACACUGAUGGGAGUUACAAUUGCUUGUGCAUGAGUGGAUAUAAUGUUACAAAUCCAAACCUCCAUAUAAACAACAGUAACCCAUGCAGAGAUGUGGAUGAAUGUGUUGAGACGCCUGAGAUCUGUGGUCCAAACUCAAUCUGUAACAACACUGAUGGGAGUUACAAUUGCUCGUGUGUGAGUGGAUAUGAUGUAACAGACCCAAACCUCCCUAUAAACAACAGUAACCCAUGCAGAGAUGUUGAUGAAUGUGUGGAGACACCUGAGAUCUGUGGUCCUAACUCAAUCUGUAACAACACUGAUGGGAGUUACAAUUGCUGGUGUAUGAGUGGACAUAUUGUAAGAGACCCAAACCUCCAUAUCAACAGCGGAAACCCAUGCAGAGAUGUGAACGAAUGUGUGGAGACACCUGAGAUCUGUGGUCCAAACUCAAUCUGCAACAACACUGAUGGGAGUUACAAUUGCUCGUGUGCGAGUGGAUUUAAUGUUACAAACCCAAACCUCCCUAUAAACAGCAGUAACCCAUGCAUAGAUAUUUAUGAAUGUUUUGACCCACCAUCAGUGUGUGGACCGAACGCUCACUGUCACGAUUACAAUGGAAGCUUCUCGUGCUCUUGUCUGAAGGGAUAUGAUGUCAAUGGAAGUCCAGUUAGUAAAACUAACAUGUGCACUGACGUGGAUGAAUGUGUUGAGACACCUCAGAUCUGUGGUCCAAACUCAAUCUGUAACAACACUGAUGGGAGUUACAAUUGCUGGUGUAUGAGUGGAUAUAUUGUUACAAACCCAAACCUCCAUAUAAACAGCGGAAACCCAUGCAGAGAUGUGAAUGAAUGUGUUGAGACACCUGAGAUCUGUGGUCCAAACUCAAUGUGCAGCAACUCUGAUGGGAGUUACAAUUGCACGUGCAGGAGUGGAUUUACAAAUUUAAACCUCCCUAUAAACAGCAGUAACCCAUGCAGAGAUGUGGAUGAAUGUACUGAGACACCUACGAUAUGUGGUCCACACUCGAUGUGCAGCAACACUGAUGGGAGUUACAAUUGCACGUGCAGGAGUGGAUUUACAAAUCCAAACCUCCCUAUAAACAACAUUAACCCAUGCAGAGAUGUGGAUGAAUGUGUAAAGCCACUUGAGGUCUGUGGUCCAAACUCAAUGUGCAGCAACACUGAUGGGAGUUACAUUUGCACGUGCAUGAGUGGAUUUACAAAUCCAGACCUCCCUAUAAACAGCAGUAACCCAUGCAGAGAUGUGGAUGAAUGUGUGGAGACACCUGAGAUCUGUGGUCCAAAGUCAACCUGCAGCAACACUGAUGGGAGUUACAUUUGCACGUGCAUGAGUGGAUUUACAAAUCCAGACCUCCCUAUAAACAACAGUAACCCAUGCAGAGAUGUGGAUGAAUGUGUAAAGCCACUUGAGGUCUGUGGUCCAAACUCAAUCUGCAGCAACACUGAUGGGAGUUACAUUUGCACGUGCAUGAGUGGAUUUACAAAUCCAGACCUCCCUAUAAACAGCAGUAACCCAUGCAGAGAUGUGGAUGAAUGUGUAAAGCCACUUGAGGUCUGUGGUCCAAACUCAAUCUGCAGCAACACUGAUGGGAGUUAUAUUUGCACGUGCAUGAGUGGAUUUACAAAUCCAGACCUCCCUAUAAACAACAGUAACCCAUGCAGAGAUGUGGAUGAAUGUGUAAAGCCACUUGAGGUCUGUGGUCCAAACUCAAUCUGCAGCAACACUGAUGGGAGUUACAUUUGCACGUGCAUGAGUGGAUUUACAAAUCCAAACCUCCCUAUAAACAGCAGUAACCCAUGCAGAGAUGUGGAUGAAUGUGUGGAGACACCUGAGAUCUGUGGUCCAAAGUCAACCUGCAGCAACACUGAUGGGAGUUACAUUUGCACGUGCAUGAGUGGAUUUACAAAUCCAGACCUCCCUAUAAACAGCAGUAACCCAUGCAGAGAUGUGGAUGAAUGUGUAAAGCCACUUGAGGUCUGUGGUCCAAACUCAAUCUGCACCAACACUGAUGGGAGUUACAUUUGCACAUGCAUGAGUGGAUUUACAAAUCCAAACCUCCCUAUAAACAACAGUAACCCAUGCAAAGCACCACCCACAACAGUUAAAAUGUCAAUGCGAAUAAAUCUUGAUUUUGACACCGGUCUCCUGAACAAAACUGACAAGAAGUACCUAGACUAUGUAAAAUUCAUUACGGAAGCAAUUGAGGAAAGUUACUUGAAACUGCCAAACUACAUUAAAGGUUCAGUAAAAGUUACUGGCUUCAGGUCUGGCAGCAUUAUAGCAGACUACACGAUUAACACUGUCAACAGCGGCAGUUUCGAUUUAUCAUCAGCAAACACACAGGUUUCUGAUGCUCUCUCCAAAAAUGGAAUACCUUUAGCUCUCAAUGCCUUUGAACAAAGUGAGGAAACAAACAUGACAACCAAAGAUAAAUAUUAUUCUCAGCAAAGUAUGGAACUGAGGUGUACGCUUCCAACUUCUGUUGUGGAAACAAUAAAAUGGAAAGUGAAUGACAACAAUCUUGUAGGAAACACAACAAAAUACACAAUUACAAAUGAUGCUAGUGGUAGCACUCUCAAAGUGAUUGACUUGAGUGAAAGAGAUAAUGGUAGAUACUCAUGCGUCAUUGAAAGAAGCCCAAUACCUUACGUCCAGUGGCAAAAAGUAGUCAUUGAAGCAACUCCCAAGAUCAUAGUGAAUACACUUGAAAUACAGUUGGAGUGUAAAGAUGAUGUCCUUCUGAGUUGCUGUGCAGAACACUAUUCGGUUGAGUGGGUUGACAGUUCUCCUAAGGAUCUAAGGACUUCAGAGACUGGCUGCAUCACGUUUCAAUACUCGAGCACAAGUUGUGGGACCCCUAAAAAAUUCACAUGCCGACUAAAGGACAUGAUUGAAUUACGAGAAUUUGGUUAUAGCAAUACAACAGUCACAGUUAAGACAAUCAGUGUUUCAGAUGUUGAAUGUAAAAAUGACACCCUUGGAGUUGGAAAAUUAGGUAACAUUGUGGAAGGACCUUGUGAAAAAGGCCUGGUUGGCAACAACACUUAUCAAUGUAAAGAGAAAAACUCAAAAAAGGAAUGGGAAUUAUUGCCUGAAAAGAGCAAUUGUGUUGUUAAAGCUAUCCAAGGCCUAGAGGAGAAGGCUGAGCUUUUGGUCGUAGAGGAGAUUCCAGCGUUUAUGGCAAACCUUAGUAAAGCUGCAGGUCAGGAUAAUGUUACGAUAACACAAUCUGCUGCUACUGUCGAAACAAUAGUUGAGAUACUCUCUAAAGUUGCUGGUUUCUCAAAAAAUGUUACCAUCAGUCAACCUGUGAUGAAGGAUUUUCUUAAAACAGUGGACAUCAUUGUUGCAGAUGAAUCUAAAGAAACAUGGGCAGAAUUAAACGAUGGCAACACUACAGAUAACAGAAGCACUGAACUACUACAAGCUAUUGAGAAAAUAAGUGACAGUCUCUCAGAUAAUGAUUUUACGAUCAAUGAAACUACCAUUCAGUUGACUAGAAAACUAAUCAGAAACUCAUUCAUUGAAGAUUCUCUACUAGCAAACUCAACUACUCAGAUUGUGAUACCAAAUGUUGAACAAGCCCUUGUAACCAUUAUUGUCUUCACAAAGCUUGACAAUGUACUACCAACUCGUAAUACUUCUAAAAAUGACAACAGGACAUCAGAAAACCGCAUUAACGGAGACGUGGUUGUGGUUAGGGGUAAUAAUACAAUCAACAACAUUUCCUUUACUUUUGAUAUUACGAAUACGACAUUGAAGAAUCCUCAGUGUGUCUUUUGGAACUUUGAUCUCGACCAAUGGGAUUCAACUGGGUGUAAAGUCAAGCACUUAGGGAAUGAAGGGAACAACGUUACAUGUGAAUGCAACCACACAACCUCUUUUUCAAUCCUGAUGUCGCCGUUUGCAUUCAAAGACCCUGUGCAAAGCACAGCCUUAGCCUAUAUAACAUACAUCGGUGUUGCUAUUUCAAUAACCAGCUUGAUUCUGUGUCUCAUCAUUGAGAUGAUUGUAUGGGAGUCAGUGAAAAGAAAUAACACGUCGUACAUGCGACACGUCUCAAUAGUCAACAUCGCUGUGUCUCUGCUGAUUGCAAACAUCUGUUUCAUCAUUGGAGCUGCAAUCGCAGAUCAAGACAUAAAAAAAGAGCAGAUGAUCUCAGUGGCUCGCUGCAGUCCAGUGGUUUUCUUCAUGCACUUUUUUUACCUUGCUCUCUUCUUCUGGAUGUUCGUUUCAGCACUUUUUCUGUUUUACUGCACUGUCAUGGUCUUUUCUCAAAUCUCAAAGACUAAAAUGAUGAUCAUUGGCUUCACAGUUGGUUAUGGUGCACCUUUGCUCAUAGCAGUUAUAACUGUUGCAUCCACGGCAGGACCUGAAAACUAUGUUUCAAAAGAAAAUGUGUGCUGGCUGAACUGGACUGAAUCCAAGGCCCUGUUGGCAUUUGUUAUUCCAGCUCUGACUAUCUUCUUCUUUAACCUCAUGGUUGUGAUUGUAGUCAUGUGUAAGAUGUUGAGGAGAGGAGUUGGUGCUGCAACUCAACCAAAUGAAAGACAUACUCUUGUGGUCAUUGCUCGAAGUGUGGCUGUUCUGACUCCUAUCUUCGGCCUAACAUGGGGAUUCGGCAUUGGAACACUGGUGUCACGUAACUUUGGUAUUCACGUGGUGUUUGCAUUCCUAAAUUCACUGCAGGGACUCUUUAUUUUGCUGUUUGGACUGCUUUUUGAUAGUAAGAUCCGUGAUUUACUGGCAGGAAAGUUGGCACUUAGGACUCUUACCAGCUCUGACCGUACCAGGACCACUACUGCAGGACCACCUUCAAGUAGAUUUGAUUUCUUUCGAAGGAUGCGGAGAAGACAUGCGUACAACAUUGCGGAAGCCGCUACAUCCUCUGGAGUUGGGUCUAGUGAAAACUACAGUGUUUCGGAUGCUUUCGGGAGUGCUUAACUGAUGCAUUUACUACUGCCGACAGACCUUUCCAUAAGAGUUUCUUCUAGUGCAGCCAUACUGGAAGGUGCACUUUCUGUUUCUGUCAUGUUCUGGAAAGAAAUUUUUCAGUUUUUAACAUGAAUCAAAAAAAACGGGUCUAAGAUUUUAACAGAUUUCAUUGUAAUACAAAGGUGAUAUUAAUAAUGUGAGAUUGGUGUUUGUUUAAUUUUCCUUAUAACUAGAUUUCUCUGAACAUUACAUCUGUUGUGUUUUUCUAUACUGUCUUGAUUAUUUUAAGCCAAAUACAUAAAAUAAAAUUAUAAUGUUCCAAUGAUGGAA